Tuber aestivum (summer truffle) is the source of this 1499-nucleotide messenger RNA. The record is from the annotation of a GenBank genome assembly. NCBI's taxonomy places the organism in Eukaryota, Fungi, Ascomycota, Pezizomycetes, Pezizales, Tuberaceae.
AACCAAGACAGCAGGGCAGAGCCGCCCUACUCCCUUUCCCCCCCUCUUCCUCCCUCUUUUCUCCUUCCUUCAUUGGCUGGUAGUGCUGCCACCUAGGGGGAGGAGUACCUUUUCUUCUCUUUCUUCCCCUGUCCCUUUCCUCUUCCUUAUCCCCAUCGAUAUUCACGAUCCAGCUAGUUUCUACGGAAAGGAAGAACAAAGAAAGGGUGAAGACAAACAGACGGAAAGAAAGAAAGAUAAAAAUAAUAAAAAUCAGACAAGAUGUCGACUGUACCUGAAUCCCCUGCUGCACCUAUUGGGCCAAAGUAUAAGGAGGAGGAGGAGAAGCCACAUGCUACGUAUGAUACAAUCCUCCCCUCAGAUCCUUUCACCACUCGCUCGUCGGGCUAGAUCAAUACGGCACUUGCAAGAAAUAGGUAAUGAACUGAUUCCUCUAUUUCUAGCGUCUCGAAACCCGUCAAACAUAGCAAUGUCCAUAUCCUCCCGCAGACCCCGCAAUUGAUUGCUCUCUUGACGUACACCCCCCACUUCACCCCUGUUCCUGCAUCCUCCCACCUCCACCGUUUGUUCCUGCGAUGAUCAUACUUGCCCCCCCCUUCCAGCCAAGCUAAACCCAAGCUAACCCAGGCCUCUCCAUCCCAAACAGUAUGAUCCGCGACAAGUCCACCGUACGCGGGGACUUUAUUUUCUACUCCAACAGAAUAAUCCGUCUGCUAGUGGAAGAAGGCUUGAAUCAUCUACCCGUGAUUUCCUCCUCCGUGACCACGCCGAUCGGACACACCUAUUCUGGCGUGAAGUUCGAAGGCAAGAUCUGCGGCGUGUCGAUCAUGCGUGCCGGCGAGUCCAUGGAGCAGGGACUCCGCGAUUGCUGUCGCUCUGUGCGUAUCGGGAAGAUACUCAUCCAGCGCGACGAGGAGACCAGCAAGCCACGCCUCUUCUAUGACAAGCUGCCCGAGGACAUCGCAGAGAGAUACUGCCUUCUACUCGAUCCAAUGUUUGCUACUGGUGGGUCGGCAACUAUGGCUGUUGAGGUGCUCAUCUCUAGGGGCGUGCCUGAGGAGAGGAUCUUGUUUCUCAACUUGAUUGCUAGUCCCGAGGGGAUCAGGAGCUUUGCCGAGAGGUUCCCGAAGCUAAGGAUCGUGACGGCGUUUGUGGAUCAGGGGCUUGAUGAGAAGAAGUGGGUUUCACCCAUUUUCCUCCUCCCUUCACCGAUAUCUACUUGGGCCGUGUUGGCAUGCUAACGGACUGGUGGAAUCAGUUAUAUUAUUCCUGGGUUGGGAGAUUUUGGUGAUAGAUUCUAUUGCAUUUAGACGUUUCGCCCCGGCUUUAGCGUCGAUAAAGGCCAUGUUGGGUUCGACUUUCAUCUCAAAUCCGCGCGUAUGCCGACCAUCCGGGACUUUGCGCAAAAUCACUUGCAAGUAAUCGGCACUUUCAUAGCACGAGAAAACAAAUCUUCACAUCAUCAGUGGUCCAAUUGCCACGUGUACCUCGGAAUAUAG